This is a messenger RNA of Callorhinus ursinus (northern fur seal), 724 nucleotides long. Lineage: Eukaryota; Metazoa; Chordata; Mammalia; Carnivora; Otariidae. The record is from RefSeq and is a predicted model, not a curated record.
CAGAAAUGCAAAUGUUAACAUUUGUCUUAAGUUUUUAUUUUUCACUUUCAACUGCUUUUUAUUUCCACGUAGGGGAACGCGAGGAGAAAUGCAUAAUGGAAGACAUUCCAAGCGACACACUGGUAACAGGGACUUUCAAGAUACAGCAAUGGGACAUACGCAAACAAGAUUUCCUUGAAUCUGCUCCUGGCUUGGGAAUGUUUGUGACUGUUAGAACUUACAAUGAUGAGGUAUUAUUGUCCAAGUUAUAUGGCCCACAAGGAAGGUUCUAUUUUACUUCACAUUCACCUGGUGAACACAUCAUUUGCUUGGAAUCUAAUUCUACGAGGCUUGUGUCGUUUGGUGGGAGUAAGCUGCGGAUCUACUUAGAGAUUCGAGUUGGACAACAUAACCUUGAUGCAGCCAUUGCUCAAGCAAAGGACAAAGUUAAUGAAGUUAGCUUUAAGCUGGAACAUCUAAUUGAGCAAAUUGAGCAAAUAGUCAAAGAACAAAACUAUCAAAGGGACCGUGAAGAAAAUUUUCGAAUGAUCAGUGAAGAUACAAAUAGCAAUGUUUUAUGGUGGGCUUUUGCACAAACAUUAAUCUUUAUCUCAAUCGGAAUUUUCCAAAUGAAAUACCUUAAAGACUUCUUUAUAGCUAAGAAACUCGUUUAAAAUGUUAAUAAAGACAAACAACCACCUGCUAAUUUACAUAAUGUUUGAGUAAACCAAUCAAAAUACAUUCA